AUGCUCCGCCCAUAUCGGUCUGCUCUGGCACCUACUCGGCUUAAACAUGUCUCACCUCUGUUUCUCACCUCACCGCCUCGCCUGCCUCUUCAUUUCCCCCGUGCCUUUUAUCACCUCCAGCUCUCUCGGCCUGCUCUGGCCCGUCUCCAUCCCCAGACGCAUGCUGCGGGCCGCUGUUGGCGUUUCAGAGGAGCUUCGCUGUGCAUCUGCAGGCAUCACCUGUCCGCCCGCGCAUCACUGCCCAUUGACCUGAUUCCCAGCUCUGAUUUAAAAGGCUUCGACUCUGAGCCUUCCUCCGUUUCGUGUGGUCUCUCUCCUCUCUCUCUGCCCAUCUCCCUCCCCUCAUCCGCUACCCAGUCCCUCCAGGCGCAUCUGCAGGCGUCCCCUGUGCGCCCGCGCAUCACUGCCAAUGUCUUCUCCCUCUGCAACCCUCCCACCAACGCCUCCUCCUCCUCCUCCUCCUCCUCCUCUUCAGCCUCAUCUCGUCGCAGUCUGCUCCCUCUGGUGGCGGUGGAUCCGCCAAGCAACAAGUGCCCUGUGGUGUGGGUGCAGGACGUGGAUCGACUAUGCGCCUCCCCUCUGUCUGCUCCUAUUCAUCCCUUCCCUGUCUGCUCCUGUGUCCCUCCGAACUUCUCCCCUCUUUCCGCUCUCCCUCCCGCCUUCCCGCCCUCCCCUCCUGCUCCCUGCAGUCAGAACGUCACUCGCCUGGCCAAGGCAUGCGCCUCUGCAGAUACAGCCUGCUCUAGAUGCGCCUCCACGCUUUCUGCCGCAGCUGCCGCCCUGGCCCGCUACAGCCCGGCUGUAGCGGCUCGCACUGCGGCAAGGGGAAGCGCGGGUAAUGCGAGCAUGGCUGCUGGUGAACCCACCACUGCACCAUCCGAAGCAGUCAUGGAUGAUUGUGCCCGAGUAACAUUCGUGAGGGUGGCUCAGGCUCAGGUACGACUCUCUCGUCGUGUGCCCUCCUUCCUGUCCUUGUGUGCUUACCGUGUGGCUUGUAAAACCACCACUGCACCGUCUGAAGCGGUCAUGGAUGACUGUGGGCGAGUGACAUUCGUGAGGGUGACUCAGGCUCAGGUACGACUCUAUCUCGUCGUCUGCCCCCCUUUGGCCGUGUAUGUUCUACCACUGUGCGCGAGUGCCAUUCGUGAGGGUGGCCCAGGCCCAAGUACGUUCCUUCACCUUUAUUCGUCCUCCUUUUGUCCGCCCUUUCUCGGUGCAGCCCGGCCGUAG
Messenger RNA from Closterium sp. NIES-65, 1230 nucleotides. NCBI's taxonomy places the organism in Eukaryota, Viridiplantae, Streptophyta, Zygnematophyceae, Desmidiales, Closteriaceae. The record is from the annotation of a GenBank genome assembly.